Molecule: messenger RNA, 2000 nt
Organism: Brassica napus (rape)
Lineage: Eukaryota; Viridiplantae; Streptophyta; Magnoliopsida; Brassicales; Brassicaceae
Product: protein SHORT INTERNODES
Exons: 2
Coding region: 804-1811 (335 amino acids)
Biological process (GO): positive regulation of DNA-templated transcription
Cellular component (GO): nucleus
Molecular function (GO): DNA-binding transcription factor activity; DNA binding
Source: RefSeq, a predicted model, not a curated record
GUAAUAAUAAUUUGCUUCCUUGGAAACAUGAGCGAGUAAGCAUCUGCUUACCAUCUGCAACCUUUACGCGUUUAAUUAAAGCCACAGGUGCACUAUCCAACCAAUACAGGAUAAUUUAAGCCACAGAUGAACUGAAACCAUAACCAGCGAAUCUAUAAAAGAACACAACUAUAUAUGCGGGUAUUGCCGGCGUUCCUCAGCCGCACUCAGCUCACAGCUUUGAUUAAAUACAUGAUUUGAAAAUGUAAAUUUAGAAUUAUAGAGAUAUAUAUAAAGAAAACAAUAACAACAUUACUAGUAGAGAUUCUUUAAAACACAAACAAAAAAAAAGGUAAGAGGGAGCGUGUUUUCCGGUGGAAAAGACCGAAGAGUGGAAAAGACGUGGCAACAUAGGCACCGCUGGAUCGUGAACACUUGAUGAUCAACGGUAUAGAUAUAUUUUGGGCGAUGAGCGUUUGUGGAAAACAAACAAAAAAAGAAGAGAGAGAGAGAAUAAGAAGAGGGGAAAGAGUCAGAGAGGAGCAUUAAGGACAUGGCGGCGUUGCAGAGCGCGAGACAGAAGAGAAACAAAACUCUCUGAUCGCUCGAAUCUCUCUUAAAUACUCUCUAUACCGACAAUCCAACUUUCACAGUUCCAAAAGCUUUAUUCGAUUUCUAAAACAAACCAGAUAACAUAAUAUCAUCUUCCUCACCAAUUGAUCGUUUCUUCUUGUGGAAAGAUUAGAAGACAUGUGGGAGUGUUGAUUAAGUGGAAAAAGAAAAGCCCUUGAAAUUUGGUAAUAUAUGGCUGGUUGUGUCCGACUAUGGCAGGCUUUUUCUCGCUAGGCAACGGCACAGGAGUAGAUGGAGGAGGAAGCCGCCAAGACGCCACUACUACUAAUACAAAUAAUAAUUCUUCUCCAUCCGGAAACGAAUCUUGGCUCUGGUGCAGAAACCCUAACUCAAACGCAAACGCUGGGUGUGGUGAUAUCGCUCCUUCUUACAAAGGAACACUUGAGUUAUGGCAACACUCAAACAAUCAACAAAUCAUUUUCCAGCAGCAGCAGCAACAAAGGCUGAAUCUCUACACUUCCGCUGCUGGUUUAGGCGUUGGUCCAAGCAACCGGAGCUUAAUUGAAGCUUCCGGCGGUGAAGCCUCCGGUUUAACGAUGAUGAGAAGUGGUGGCGGCGGCGGCGGACCCAGCUGCCAGGACUGUGGGAACCAAGCUAAGAAAGAUUGCGCUCACAUGAGGUGCAGGACUUGCUGCAAGAGCCGAGGCCUUGAGUGUCCCACUCACGUGAAAAGCACGUGGGUUCCUGCCGCCAAACGCCGGGAACGCCAACAGCAGCUUGCCUCCUCUCAGCAUCCGCAAGGUGAGAACGUUCCUAAACGGCCGAGAGAGCAUUUCCCAGUCCCAGCAAAAUCUACUUCCCUUGUGUGCACUCAUAACACCUUAGGGCUACAGGUUGGAAAUUUUCCACCGGAAAUUAGCUCAUCUGCAACUUUCCAGUGUGUGCGUGUGAGUUCGGUUGAUGAGGGAGAAGAUGAAUAUGCAUACAAAACAGCUGUGAGUAUAGGCGGUCACGUAUUCAAAGGUAUUCUCUACGACCAAGGUCCGGCCGAGAGAAGCUCCUCGGACGGUGGAUCUCAGCCGUUGAAUCUCAUAACCGCAGGGCCAUCGGCCUCCUCGUCAAGCGCAAAGGUGAGCUGCAACAAUGGAGUCGUUGGCUCCACUUCAGAUCAUUACAUUGAUCCUGCCUCACUUAAUUAUCCUACCUCCAACAACAGUUUCAUCACUGGUACACACUUCUUCUCCAACCCUAGAUCUUGACAGAUCAUAGCCAUUUAAUUCUUACAGUACAACUAGGGUUUGUAGAACGGAGGAAGAGGAGUUUAUAACGUUAAUCAGUGUUUUAAAGAUUAAUCUCCAAAUCCUGAGAAUGUUUAUAUUCUAUAUUUAAAUCGUUACCUGUCUUUUAAUAUUAUGUACAAUUUCUGUUAAAAAAAGUUAAGUUCUCUA